AUGACGGAGUGUCAGAAUAACUACUUGUAUGUGUUUGAUGGACUUCCUGAAUUUCUCAAGAAUGGUGUUGUGCGUUCUGACCGCAAUCUCAUUGGUGUCUUUUGUGGCACCAGCAGGACAGAUCCCAUAACAAUUGAAGCUUCUUCAGGUAUUGUAACAGUGUAUUUUGAGGCCAAUGUGACAGAUGUGCCUGGCUCACAUGGCUUCAACACCACCUACCAUGUAAGCCGCUGCCAGUCAGGCUGCUCAGCCAAUCAGGAGUGUGUGAAUAAGCGUUGUGUGUGCAAAAAUCGAUUUGCUGGACCUGAUUGCUCUCUGGUGGUGUGCCCAAGUGAUUGUGAGUCUAGCAAAAGCCAUGGCAUCUGUAAUAUGAGUUUGGGGCUGUGUAUUUGUUCAAAGGGCUAUGCUGGCCCAGAUUGUUCCACACCUGUGGAUUCUGGAAAAGUUAUCUGGGAGACACUUAUGGAUACACAAUACACAACUAAUAAAGCUCAUCGUUUUUUGCUCCGAAUGGGCCAUUCUUUAGUUGAGGGCCCAGAUUCUACACUUUGGAUGUUUGGUGGAUUAUCUCUUCUGGAGGGCAUUCUUGGUAACGUUUAUAGAUACUCAAUUCCAGAGCGUCGGUGGACUCAGAUGUUGACCAGCACAACUGAUGGUAGUCCAGGACCAUGUCCAAGAUAUUUUCAUGCUGCUGCUUAUGUCCCAGGCCACAACACUAUGUUUGUUGUAGGUGGGCUUACUGAGAAAGGUGUGGCAAGUGAUAUGUGGGGUCUGAAUUUAACUACUCUACAGUGGAAACAAGAGUCUAAGGAUGACUAA
Messenger RNA from Polypterus senegalus (gray bichir), 819 nucleotides. Its product is annotated as multiple epidermal growth factor-like domains protein 8. Gene Ontology annotation, molecular function: protein binding. The record is from RefSeq and is a predicted model, not a curated record. The transcript has 7 exons. NCBI's taxonomy places the organism in Eukaryota, Metazoa, Chordata, Cladistia, Polypteriformes, Polypteridae. Bases 1 to 819 code for a protein of 272 amino acids.